AUGAUGGCGGCGCUGGAUUUGUCGGCGUCGGAGGAUUUGCUCGUAGGAGGCGACAUGGAUGAGAAGGAGCUGCGACAGCGCGUCCGGCUGGUGGAGGACGAGUGGGAGUACUUCCAAGAAGCGCCAUAUCGCCUGAUCGACGAGUUUUGGAGGGACGUGUUUGACGCGGCGUACGACGAGCUGGUGGCGCGCGAUCCAACGGUGCACGAUAGGGCUGUGGAGGAAAUCGCACGGCUCUCGGGCAAGUUCUACGACGUUCGAACCGUUGGGAAUAAAGUGAUGUUGGUUCAAAAGGGAGCGGCCGGCGCAGCUAUAGCAGCAGGGAGAGGCGACGAAGCCGUUGCUGAUGACUCUGAUGCACAGGAGGGCACUGGCGGAGCAGACGCGGGCGAAGGGGGCGAAACGGGAGCAGACGCGCAAGGAGAGGCGGAGGCGGAAGGAGGAGCGGGCAGUGGGGAGAAAGCAAAGCGCGCCAAGCCAAUCGAGCAGCAGCAGAAGCAGGAGCAGCAGGAACAGCGGGAGCAGGGGCAACAGCAGUCGAUGAUGCAGCAGCAGAAUAUUGGAAAAGAGCAGCGAGAGGGGAAGCAAGUGGAAGGACAAGAGGGCGAUGGGGAGCAGAAAGGCGGAGCCGCAGAGCGCGAUUCAGAAGAGGUUCAAGCGGCAGUGUCAUGA
Molecule: messenger RNA, 672 nt
Organism: Closterium sp. NIES-65
Lineage: Eukaryota; Viridiplantae; Streptophyta; Zygnematophyceae; Desmidiales; Closteriaceae
Source: the annotation of a GenBank genome assembly